Messenger RNA from Meloidogyne enterolobii, 258 nucleotides. NCBI's taxonomy places the organism in Eukaryota, Metazoa, Nematoda, Chromadorea, Rhabditida, Meloidogynidae. The record is from the annotation of a GenBank genome assembly.
AUGCCCAUUUUCAUAAUAUCAAAUCAUUUAAAGGUAUCAGAAAAUUGGUCAUAUGUUGCAUUUGUCCUCGACAGACUCCUACUAAUAAUAUUUUCAACUACUCUACUUGUUGGAACAAUUUUAAUAUUGUCAAGCUCGCCCCCAGCUACAAGAGAAUGGGGAGAACCAUUAACUACAAUGAGACCAACAAAGCCCCUAAGUGGAGAUACUUUUGAAUUUGAAUUGAGAGGGGAGACGGAAGUUGAUAAAAUACUUUGA